Molecule: messenger RNA, 925 nt
Organism: Mus pahari (shrew mouse)
Lineage: Eukaryota; Metazoa; Chordata; Mammalia; Rodentia; Muridae
Gene: Pfdn2
Product: prefoldin subunit 2
Exons: 4
Coding region: 151-471 (106 amino acids)
Biological process (GO): protein folding
Cellular component (GO): cytoplasm; prefoldin complex
Molecular function (GO): protein folding chaperone
Source: RefSeq, a predicted model, not a curated record
AGAUAUAUUGCAAGACCUGAAGAGGCACAGUCAACUUUGUUCUUUGACACAAGGUUUUUCACGUGGCCUGGAACUCACCAGGUAAUUGCUGGCUUUAAUCGCCUUCGGCAGGAACAGAGGGGCUUGGCAUCCAAAGCAGCUGAGCUGGAGAUGGAAUUGAAUGAGCACAGCCUGGUGAUCGAUACACUGAAGGAAGUGGAUGAGACCCGCAAGUGCUAUCGCAUGGUUGGGGGUGUGCUGGUAGAGCGGACUGUCAAAGAAGUGCUGCCUGCCUUGGAGGGUAACAAGGAGCAGAUACAGAAGAUCAUUGAGACACUGUCACAGCAGCUUCAGGCAAAGGGCAAAGAACUCAACGAAUUCCGGGAAAAGCACAACAUUCGUCUUAUGGGGGAAGAUGAGAAGCCAGCAGCCAAGGAAAACUCAGAAGGGGCUGGGGCUAAGUCCAGCUCAGCAGGGGUGUUGGUUUCUUAGGAGCUAAGGCCUCUGGGUUUGUUUGUUUGUUUGUUUGUUUGUUUUUUUUACCCUGAAUCCCACUUCUUUUUAUUGUUGUUAUUAUUAUUUCUCUGCUAUUGUAAUAUUUUGUUGUUGUUGAUUAAAUGUUUUGGUCAAAUACUUAGCCAUAGCCUGAACCUUUAUCUCAUUUAGGGAUAUACUGACUGCAUAGAGCUGGGUGUGGUGCCACACAUGCCUUUAAUAAUCUUAGUGCUUGGGAGACAACGAGAGGCAGAUCUCAGAGUUCCAGGCCAGCCUGGUCUACAAAUGAAGUUCCCAGUCAUCCAAGGCUAUAUAGACACAGUGAGACCCCAUCUCAAACAAAACGAAAAAAUAAUAGGAUUUGCAUUGUUUCUACCAGUUUAAUAGCUCAUACUAUCAGAAAGGAACCUCAGUUUGGCCUUUCCCUUGCAAAUAGACAUCUGCUUAUUUG